Messenger RNA from Vigna angularis (adzuki bean), 975 nucleotides. RefSeq names its product F-box protein PP2-B10. The coding region runs from base 53 to 832 and encodes 259 amino acids. Gene Ontology annotation, molecular function: protein binding. The transcript is spliced from 3 exons. Lineage: Eukaryota; Viridiplantae; Streptophyta; Magnoliopsida; Fabales; Fabaceae. The record is from RefSeq and is a predicted model, not a curated record.
UAUAUAUAUAUAUAUAUAUAUCUCCAUUACUGGAAGGAAAAAGAAGAAGUCAAUGGAGUUUGAAGAUUUAGCAGAGGGAUGCAUUGCAGAGAUACUGUCACACACGUCUCCCAUGGAUGCAUGCAAGCUCUCCUUAGUUUCCAGAGGCUUUUGUUCUGCAGCUGAAUCUGAUUUUGUGUGGUCUGCUUUUCUCCUCAACUUGACCUCAAUCAUUCCUCCUUCUUCCAUUCCCUCAUCCAGUUCUAAGAAGGGUCUCUAUUUCAAUCUCUGCAACCACCCCACCAUCAUUGAUCAGGGCAAAAAGAGUGUUCAGCUGGACAAAAGGACAGGGAAGAAGUGUUACAUGCUUUCUGCUAGAAAUCUGGACAUUGAAUGGGGUGAUGAUGUUCACCAUUGGGAUUGGACAAGCCUGCCGGAGUCCAGGUUCGAAGCGGUUGCUGUUCUUCGUGCUGUGUGCUGGUUUGACAUCAGUGGGAAGAUAAGCACGGUUGGUCUGUCAUCAGACACUCAUUAUGCAGUAUUUCUGGUGUUCAAGAUGAUCAAUGCAAGUGGGUUUCACUACCAUCCGACAGUGAUAUCAGUUGGUGUUUCUGGAGGCAGUACCAACUCCAAAUAUGUUUGUUUGGAUCUGAACUUGAAAGAUAAUCGCUUAAUAAAACUACCAUGUCCUAAAGUGAGAAGUGAUGGGUGGUUGGAGAUUGAGAUGGGAGAGUUCUUCAAUUCAGGCCUAAAAGAAGAACAAGUGCAUGUGAAAGUCAUGGAGACAACAAGCCAUAUUUGGAAGUGUGGUUUUGUUCUUGAAGGAAUAGAAAUUAGGCCUAAACAUGUCUGAUAUGUGAAGGAUGAAAACUUCAAAAGAAUGCAGAAUUCUCAGUUUAUUCUUUGCUUUGACAUCUUUUUUCCCAUAAGCAUUGUACAAAUAUGCAAAGUAUUAUUUUAUUGUAACAUUUUAUUUAAUAUUUAUUGUUAGAAAAA